UUUGAAGAAUAACUGAUGGAAUUUUCCUCCGAGUGGCAAAUUGCAAAAUGAAAAUCAGAUUAAGAUGCAAUUAUUGGUACGACAUUUAUUUCAGCAAUGACAAUACCCAUGACGGUUUGCUGUUAAUUAUCUAAGUAAUUGGCCGUGUAGGCAUAUGUUUAUCACUUGACUGGUGUUCUUCGCAUGUUUACAAAUACCAGAUAAUUGUUCCGUGAAUCAAUGUUCACCGCUAAAUGUCGUGGAGACAAAAAUACUUAUCAGUAUUGACAUAUGGAACGAUCUAUACGGUAUGUCAUCGACGAACUGUUUAAUAAUACUUUCAAGUAUGUUUUGAAUAUAUUAACUGAUUUCGAAUAUGGAUGUUUCAUACUCAAAAAGGAUAUGAUAUCAUAUGAAAAAAUAUGUAUUGAAAUUCAAGGGUAUAACAAAUGAUUCAUUCCGGAAAUAUACAAAGGAGUGUUGGUACAUUUGUAUAACAUUGGAACACUUACAUAGCACACUGCAUCUGAAACAUGGAUAAAGAAAUAACAAAGAUAAUGUUGACAAUUUCGGAUACCGCGGAUGAAUCUCAUUCUUGUAACGAUUUCUCGGAAGAAGAUAGUUUCCAAAACUUGAAUAUUUUGCAAAUACCAAGAAAACGUGCCACAUCCUGUGGAACGGUAAAAGAAAGGAACGGGUUCAUUAAUGACGACAUCAGACCAAGAACAAAUAGUAUGCCGACAAGAGGCACAAUUGAAAAACCAGACACACAAAACUUAAAGAGGCAACUUUUUCAAUUGAGCAAAAGUUCUGACGAUGAAAUUUAUAACGUAAGAUCUUUUGAAAUAAACUCCAAAGGAGUUAUAAUAAAAAUGCCUGAUUCAGUACGCUCAAGAAGUGCAAGUAGUAUUUAUUCUUUAGACGGAGAAUUUCAUACAAACUCUGCACAUUCUAUUGCAUCUAGCUCAGUCUCAAGAGAAAGUUUAGGAGAAUCUCUUCAUGUCAUGUCACUUUCAGUGUUAUCACCUUUACUUGUCAUGGUCCUCGGUGAACCUAGCGUUGGGAAAACAGGCUUGACCCAGCAAUUUAUGACAAUGGAAUACUUGGGUGGAUUUAAUACAAGUGUUG
Molecule: messenger RNA, 1107 nt
Organism: Ruditapes philippinarum (Manila clam)
Lineage: Eukaryota; Metazoa; Mollusca; Bivalvia; Venerida; Veneridae
Exons: 1
Source: RefSeq, a predicted model, not a curated record